AUGAUAGAAAAUCUUUUGUUGGUGAGCAUUCCCGACUUCUACAUGUAUGAAGAAAUUAUACGGGAAAAAGUACAAUGUGAAUCUGAAAUAGAUCAAUUGGAGACAUAUUAUGAAGCUGGGGGAGGAGCAAAGAAGAAAAGAUUGUUUGGUCUUGGAUCUGAAGCUACAAGUUACUUUGGGAAAAAACUGUGUGCCUGCAAUGCUUCCACAUCAUCAGUACCACCUUCGAUUUCUUUACCGACAACAAAUAUGGAGGAGUUGGUGAAGCAAUUGAUUCCGGCCCUUACUACUCAUUUUUUUCCAAUAGUUAUUGAGCGUGUUGGUGGUACUAGGGUACAAGAUGGGGCCGUGCUUGAUCCUCCUCCUACUCAUGAUGAUGAUGACGGUGUUGAUUUGUAG
Capsicum annuum is the source of this 399-nucleotide messenger RNA. RefSeq lists its product as uncharacterized. NCBI's taxonomy places the organism in Eukaryota, Viridiplantae, Streptophyta, Magnoliopsida, Solanales, Solanaceae. The record is from RefSeq and is a predicted model, not a curated record. The transcript has 2 exons. The coding region runs from base 1 to 399 and encodes 132 amino acids.